This is a messenger RNA of Drosophila nasuta, 2074 nucleotides long. RefSeq names its product nicotinic acetylcholine receptor beta1 (gene nAChRbeta1). Lineage: Eukaryota; Metazoa; Arthropoda; Insecta; Diptera; Drosophilidae. Gene Ontology annotation, cellular component: postsynaptic membrane. The record is from RefSeq and is a predicted model, not a curated record. Gene Ontology annotation, molecular function: transmembrane signaling receptor activity; acetylcholine-gated monoatomic cation-selective channel activity. Gene Ontology annotation, biological process: monoatomic ion transmembrane transport.
UCUUAAUCCGCACCCAAACUGCCUAUGUAAAAGUUGUAAUAUUCGUGCAGGCUUAGGAAAAACACCUCUGAAAAUUGUGAAAAGUUUACUAAAAUUUACAAAAAAAUACCCACAAUCAGCAGUCGCUUUGGGCGUUUCAUCAAUUUAUAACUAUGCCAGGCCUGCAUAUUAAAUAGUCAAGGAAUAGAGUGGAACAGCCGAGCAAGGACACACAUUACAAAUAAUGGAGUUACCGAGCAGGACGUGGUUGAUGCUGCUGCUCUGCAGCAUCCUGGGGCUGCUAUUGAUUGAUACAGUCAGUGCAUCCGAAGACGAAGAGCGCCUGGUGCGUGACCUCUUUCGAGGCUACAAUAAACUCAUACGACCCGUACAAAAUAUGACACAAAAAGUUGGAGUAAGAUUUGGUUUGGCGUUCGUACAGCUAAUCAAUGUCAAUGAGAAAAAUCAAAUUAUGAAAUCAAACGUUUGGUUACGUUUGGUUUGGUACGACUAUCAGCUACAGUGGGAUGAGGCUGACUACGGCGGUAUCGGGGUGCUGCGGCUGCCUCCGGAUAAGGUUUGGAAGCCGGACAUUGUGCUCUUCAAUAAUGCCGAUGGCAACUACGAGGUGCGCUACAAGUCGAACGUACUCAUCUAUCCCACGGGCGAAGUGCUCUGGGUGCCACCGGCGAUCUAUCAGAGCUCCUGCACUAUCGAUGUCACCUACUUCCCCUUCGAUCAGCAGACUUGCAUCAUGAAGUUCGGUUCCUGGACCUUCAAUGGCGAUCAAGUCUCACUGGCUCUCUAUAACAACAAGAACUUUGUGGAUCUGUCGGAUUAUUGGAAAUCGGGUACUUGGGAUAUUAUCGAAGUGCCCGCCUAUCUUAAUGUCUACGAGGGUGACAGCAAUCAUCCCACAGAGACGGACAUUACAUUUUACAUCAUCAUCAGACGUAAAACAUUGUUCUACACGGUCAACUUGAUUCUACCCACGGUGCUGAUUUCAUUCCUUUGCGUACUCGUCUUCUAUCUGCCCGCCGAGGCCGGCGAAAAGGUCACGCUGGGCAUUAGCAUUUUGCUGUCACUGGUUGUGUUCCUGUUGCUUGUGUCGAAGAUAUUGCCACCCACAUCGCUGGUGCUGCCGCUGAUCGCCAAGUAUCUGCUGUUCACCUUCAUCAUGAACACCGUCUCCAUUCUGGUCACCGUCAUCAUUAUCAAUUGGAAUUUCCGUGGCCCGCGCACACAUCGUAUGCCCAUGUGGAUACGCUCCGUCUUCCUCCAUUAUCUGCCCGCCUUCCUGUUCAUGAAGCGUCCGCGCAAGACACGCCUUCGCUGGAUGAUGGAAAUGCCCGGCAUGAGCAUGCCCGCACAUCCGCAUCCCUCAUACGGUUCUCCCGCCGAGUUGCCCAAGCAUAUCAGCGCAAUUGGUGGCAAGCAGUCAAAGAUGGAGGUCAUGGAGCUAUCGGAUCUGCAUCAUCCCAACUGCAAGAUCAAUCGAAAGGUGAACAGUGGUGCAGAGCUGGGACUGGGCGAUGGUUGUCGUCGUGAGAGUGAAUCCUCCGAUUCCAUUUUGCUCUCGCCGGAGGCCAGCAAAGCCACCGAGGCGGUGGAGUUCAUUGCCGAGCACUUGCGCAAUGAGGAUCUCUAUAUACAGACUCGCGAGGAUUGGAAGUAUGUGGCCAUGGUCAUCGAUCGUCUGCAGCUGUACAUCUUCUUCAUAGUGACCACAGCUGGCACCGUUGGCAUUCUUAUGGAUGCGCCACAUAUCUUCGAGUACGUCGAUCAAGAUCGGAUCAUCGAGAUCUAUCGUGGCAAGUAAACAAGUAAAAAAGAGUCGAAACUCUCACUCUCUCUUCCAAUUGGACAAAAACUAAACAAAAGGUUAAACAUUGCAAAAGGCAACAAUAAAAUAAAAUAAACGAAAAAAAUUUAAGCGGAUUUUUAGAUUUUAAUAAAUGACAAUUAGAAGAAAUGUCAAGGAAACAAAUAAAAAAAAUUGGCAAAUUGGCUAAUUCAAUCUUAGGACUAUAGCAACAAUUCAAGUUACAAACAAAAAAAAAACACAUAAACGCAAAUAAUUAUCCGACACAGAAAA